Molecule: messenger RNA, 615 nt
Organism: Parnassius apollo (apollo)
Lineage: Eukaryota; Metazoa; Arthropoda; Insecta; Lepidoptera; Papilionidae
Source: the annotation of a GenBank genome assembly
AUGGAAAAAUACAAGGAUGAGAACAAAAAGCUAAGCGAUACAUUGGAGCGUUUUAAGUUCGAGUUGAACGAUCGUGAUCAGGAACAGCUCCUUACUGAUGUAGAAAUAAGUUGUAUACCUGAGCAUAAGGCUGAGAACGUGACUCAACUUGUUAUGCUUAUUUGUGAAAAAUUAAAUGUGAAAAUUGAAGAACAGGACAUUGUAAGCAUCCAGCGAAUGGGUCCACUGCGAGGUUAUAUAGAAGGAGAAGGCGCUGUUCAGCCACGACCGCUUGCUGUGCGCUUGGCGCACCGAACGCUGAGCGACCGUCUGUUACAAAGCGCGCGUGUCCGUCGCGGUGCCGAUACUACAGUUUUUGGCCUGCCGGGUUCGCCGAAGAAGUUCUAUAUAAAUGAGCGUCUUACCCGUAUAAAUCGCCAAUUAUUCUUCAAGGCCCGUCAAAUGGGCUCUAAAAGUGGUUGGAAAUAUGUGUGGACACGAGACGGUCGCAUUUACGCGCGACGAGAUCAGAACACGGAGGCACGCAGAAUAAGAUGUGAAAUCGAUCUUGUCAAGUUUUUGGCGAACCGGUGGUUGGCUAAACUUGGAGCUUUUGCUUUUCUGUUGUUUUUUUAA